CUUUAUUAAUGUUAAAGAUUGAUAGUUUUUUCUAUAAAAAUCCAUACAAAUUAUGAUAUUUCCCGAGAUUUCCGUAACUAUAACGAACGCAAAUAAUUAAUUUACGUGGGCCGAACAGGAGCGACAACCUGAAUGUUACGUUAUGUCAAACUUUUUAGGUUAAGUGUGGCCCUACUUAUUAAAAAAUGAACUUAUCCAGAAUUUUUUGCUUAAAUAGCGUAAAAUCGGCCCUCCCCACAAUCACAAGAUGCUUCAGCACACAAAUUCAGACACCGAGGGUCACAUUUGUCCCUCCACUAAACCCAUGGAUAUACCAGCGGAAUGAUAAAAUUAAGACACCGAUAUCGUCGACAAUUAUAAGUAGAAUAGAUUUGCCGAACGGUUUGUCUUGGGUGCCACCCCUAAUUGAGCCUCUGGAUAAACAUGAGAUCAUUGCUCCGACAACUGAGACGGCAGAAACGCCAAAAGAAGCAGUUCGGAUGAUAGUUAUAAGGAGGAAGAAAAUGAAGAAGCACAAGCUUAAGAAAUUAAGAAAGAGAAUGAAGUUUGAGAAUGCAAAAAGACGCCAAAGGAGGGAAAUGAAGAAAGAGAAAGAAUUUCAAGCGGUUUUAAUCCAACAGUGUAAACAGGCUGAAGCCUUUUCAGCAGAGGAAUACGUCAACCAAAAACUCGAUAAGUUACAUGAAAUAGUGAUUCCCAGGUACUGGAAGGGAAAGAGACUGCCCGAGUUUUUAAUUAGGCAGAAAAUGGGACUGCCUCCAAAAUAGUUAAGUGAAAUUUAGCCAAUUAAAAUGAGUUUUAUUUGAUAAGUAACAAACUGUUCACUAAUAUUUAACAUUUAUUCAUAUUGUAUAAAUAGUUUAUAAAACAGUAAAAAAUUUUAUUAA
Molecule: messenger RNA, 887 nt
Organism: Anthonomus grandis grandis
Lineage: Eukaryota; Metazoa; Arthropoda; Insecta; Coleoptera; Curculionidae
Exons: 3
Coding region: 186-767 (193 amino acids)
Source: RefSeq, a predicted model, not a curated record